UAAAUCAAUCGAUGACAGCGACGGGGCUGGUUUCUCUUUUCGCUGACGACAUUUUGUCAAUAAGUUGGAAUUAGAUUGUAAUUUUCAGUCUUUUAUUUAGUGAAUAGAGAUAAAAUAAGCCACGAAGAUGGCAGAAAAUGAACAGAAAGCUAUGCAGUUGAUGGCCGAAGCGGAAAAGAAGUUAAAUUCCUCUAAGACCUUCCUUGGAUCACUAUUCGGUGGUUCCUCAAAAGUAGAAGAUGCAGUGGACUGCUACCUCCGCGCUGGUAACCUCUUCAAAAUGGCCAAGAAGUGGGCCCAGGCAGGUCAAGCGUUCUGCAACGCAGCAAACCUUCACCUAAAGGCUGGAGUCCGCCACGAAGCAGCCACCAACUUUGUGGACGGUGCAAACUGUUACAAGAAAUGUGAUCCUAAUGAGGCAGUGUCCUGCCUACUGAAGGCUAUUGAGAUUUACACCGACAUGGGCCGGUUCACAGUCGCCGCUAAACAACACCAGGUCAUAGCCGAGCUGUACGAGACAGAUUGCGUUGAUCUCGCCAGAGCAAUGCAGCAUUACGAACAAGCUGCGGAUUACUUCCGCGGAGAGGAGUCAGUAGCCUCCGCCAACAAAUGCAUGUUGAAACUUGCCCAAUACGCGGCUCAGAUGGAGCAUUACGACAAGGCCAUACAGAUCUAUGAUCAGAUCUCAAAAUCGGCCGUAGAGAACUCCCUGCUAAAAUAUAGCGCCAAAGACUACAUGUUCCGAGCGGCGAUCUGUCACUUGUGCGUGGAUCUUCUGAACGCACAACAUGCCCUCGAGAAGUAUUGCAGUAUUUACCCGGCCUUCGCUGACACUAGGGAGUGCAAACUUAUCCGGGAUUUAAUCGAACACCUUGAAGAGCAAAACAUAGACGGAUUCACCGAGACCGUAAAGAAUUACGAUAGCAUAUCCCGACUGGACCAGUGGCACACGACCAUGCUAGUGCGCAUCAAGAAACAGAUCAGCGACAACGCCGAUCUACGUUGAAACAACCAACGCAUUUUGUCAAGUCAACGCUAUCAACGCCGCGUGAGUGUCUACACAUUUAUAUCCCUAUGGUUUUCUUGUUGAGCUCUUUUCUUGUUUAAAUUGAGAACUUCACGUUCGAAAUUUGUAAAAGCAAUAUCAUAUCGUUUCAAUAUAUUAAAAAAAAAAUGGACAAUUCAAUACAAAAUUCAGUGUUUUUUGUACUGAACUGUACAUUUAGAUAAUUUUUUUUUGCUAAUAAUUAAUUUGUUAAGAAUUUAUGAACAUCGUAGUAAUUAAUCUCAACACUAGAGUAAUUGGAAUAUCAAUUUCUGAGUUAGCAAUAUACAUUAAAAAGCUUGUUGGUCUAUAAUGUUGUAAUUUUUAAAUAUCAUUAUUUAUGGUAUUCUAUGAAAAUUUUAUGUAUAAUUGAUGAAAUUAUUAUGACAACAAAGUAUUGUGAUUGGAUCGAACAUCAAUGUCGCAUAAGUGAUUAAUGUGGGUUAAAAAUUGUUACUUUUUGUAAUUAUGAUUGUGUUUUAUAAUUUCUUUUGUUUAUAAUUUUACUGUCCAAAAGACACUAAUAUUUAGACAACGAACUUUUUGCAUUAAAGAUAAUCAUUUUUAGACCAUUAUCAAAACAUGGAGUUAACUGGUAGAGAAGAGACCUCUUACGAAAGGAGAGAAAGAUAAAAUUAUGAAUCGUAAUCUUUCUUUAAAUAAUGACAUCAAUUUAAUUUCCAUAAUUAUCUACUCUUCUUUUUUUUGUCUUUCUUAUGUAUAUAUAAUAAUAUCUUAUAAUAAAGGACGUUAUAAAAAUCCUCCCGAGGAAUGUUAAAUAACUUGGUACCUACAUAUUAACACGUCUAUAGCCCUUGCGGGUAGACAGAGCCAGCAGUCUUGUAAAGACUGAAAUGUCAUGUUAUGAACAAUCUUGUUUUAAGAAAUGAUAGAAGCCAUUUGUGCUCAAAUGUGGAUGAGAAUGUUGAAUGGCGGCGUUGGGCGGUUAAUUUUCUUAAUUAACUUUAGUAGAAUCAUUAUGCCUAUUUCGAUAUAAUGUUAGGCGCGUUUUACUUUGUUGCACUGUCGUCUACAAGUUAAUGUUAAGAUGUUCAAGUCGUUAUCCUAUAAUGUUGAUUGACAUAUAAGGAAGUAACGUUUUCAUAUUACUAUUAUAUAUUCACGACAAAUAAUUUGUCGUCUUCUAUUUGGGGUCUAUGGUCCACUUGAAACACUUUUUAUAAAACACUAGUAUAGACAAGAUACAGUACAUAUAUCAUGUGUUUAUCCCAUGCGGGAUAGUAUGUAGAGAUGAGAUUCAGAUAGGGACAAGACAUGACAUUAUACUAUUGUUAUAGGUGGGUUCAUUCACAAUAUUUAAAAUAGCAAAAUAUUUAGAUUUUUUAUACUAUUUGUUCAAAUCUGUACGAUUUCAUGUUCAAUGUAUGAAAAUAAACCACUUCAUACAUAUUCUUUUCAUAUAAGUACUGAUAAUUUUGACUUCAUAAUGUGGCGUCAGAUUAUCUUUUAAAAAAUCUUGGUCUUGCUGCAUUCAAGAGAAUAACAGAUACCAUCACUUUUAUUCAUUUCAUUCUCGACGUCAAACUGUUUUCUGAAUCCUCUUUCAUGAAUUAUUCCACGCCAUUAUUUGCUAUAUGAAUGGACUGGACAUUUAAUUUAAAGAGUCAUCUUUUUUACUUUAUAAAUUGAUCAUUGUAGUCUUAUUAACAUUGAGUUCCUUUAAAUAUAUGAAUGACGACAGUGUAACAUAGUAUUCUAGUAUUCAAGAUUAGGUCGUUUAAAUUUAGGCAUUAAUUUGGGUAUAAUCGACGUUUUUUAAUAAAUAGUAUCGGUACAUUACGACGUUAUGUUAAGUACACUAAUUUGAGUCCAAAGGUACUCCUAUUUAAUUUAUGUUCAUUGUUAUCACAAUGUAAACCGGUUCUGUACCCUUUUUGUAUCGUAUAUUUUAUUUUUAACCGUAUUUACUAAAAAACAAUUGAUAUAAAGUCCAAUCCCAAUAUGGCGGCGGACGCCAUUUUGUUUUUACGACAUUUCGUUGUACCAUGGAUUGGAUCUAUUCUCACUUAGAGUUAAAUAUUUAUAACAUUUAUUUUUGUUGUUGUAAAUAUUGUCUGUUUCGUUAUAAAUAAAUUUUAUAUUUAUA
Molecule: messenger RNA, 3152 nt
Organism: Amyelois transitella
Lineage: Eukaryota; Metazoa; Arthropoda; Insecta; Lepidoptera; Pyralidae
Gene: alphaSnap
Product: alpha-soluble NSF attachment protein
Exons: 6
Coding region: 128-1006 (292 amino acids)
Biological process (GO): intracellular protein transport; SNARE complex disassembly
Cellular component (GO): vacuolar membrane; SNARE complex
Molecular function (GO): syntaxin binding; soluble NSF attachment protein activity
Source: RefSeq, a predicted model, not a curated record